AGCAGACCGCGUGGUCUUUCAGAGCACGCCGCGAUUCCACCCGAAGCACCAGCAGACUCCAGCCUUCACCAUGGAGGGCGACCAGCAGCCCAUCAAAGAGGAGGAGGAGAUCACCCUGAAGCCGAAGAUGACCUUGGCCAACGGCAUCACAGUCAUCGUGGGCAGCAUAAUCGGCAGCGGGAUCUUCGUCACACCCUCCGGGGUACUCCGGCAUACAGGCAGCGUUAACGUGUCGCUUAUUGUGUGGUUGGUUUCCGGGAUAUUUUCGAUGGUAGGAGCUUACUGCUAUGCAGAGCUAGGCACGAUGAUCCGAAAAAGUGGAGCGGACUAUGCGUACAUCAUGGAGACGUUUGGUCCAUUCCUUGCUUUCGUGAGAUUAUGGAUAGAGUGCAUGAUAGUCAGGCCGUGCUCACAAGCAAUCGUGGCCCUCACUUUCAGUGAAUACGUCAUGAAGCCUUUCUUCCAAGAGUGUGAUCCUCCAGACAGUGCUGCUAGGAUGCUGGCUGUUUGUUGUAUAUGUGUGCUAACUUUUGUUAAUUGUUACGACGUGAAAUGGGCAACGAGAGUACAAGAUGUCUUCACUUAUGCAAAAUUGUUGGCGCUGUUCAUCAUCAUAGCUGCUGGAGCAUAUCAGUUAUAUAAAGGGCAUGUGGAGCACUUCUCUUUCAUGAACACUAAGCCGGAAGUGACGUCUGUAGCGCUGUCGUUUUACUCCGGAUUGUUCGCAUACAACGGCUGGAACUAUCUGAACUUCAUUAUUGAAGAGUUAAAAGAUCCCGUUAGAAACCUGCCUCUGGCCAUCGCGAUAUCCUGCAGCUUGGUAACAGUAGUCUACGUGUUCACAAACGUCGCCUUCUACACAACGAUGUCUCCUGACGAGAUGCUGGGCUCCAAAGCGGUGGCUGUGACCUUUGCGAACCACCUGUUCGGCCCCAUGGCAUGGACCAUUCCCGUAUUCGUAGCCUUAUCCACUUUCGGAGCUGUGAACGGCAUUUUGCUGACGUCGUCUAGAUUGUUUUACGCCGGAGCGUGCUAUGGUCAGAUGCCGGAGCUGCUGACCAUGAUACAAACCAAGAUGUUGACUCCUCUGCCUUCCGUUUUAGUUAUGGCUAUCCUCUCGUUGCUAUAUCUAGUCGUGUCGGAUAUUGAUGCUCUUAUAAACUACGUUGGAUUUGCAACAUGGUUGAGUAUCGGCGCGUCAGUAUUCUGCAUCCCUUGGCUGAGAUGGAAACGGCCCGAACUUGACAGACCAAUCAAGGUGAACCUUUUCUGGCCUGUUCUGUAUUUGGCCUGCACCGUUUUUGUGACGGCCGUUCCUAUGGUGGCCAGCCCGUAUGAGACUGGAAUGGGACUUCUGAUGAUUCUGUCCUCUGUUCCCGUGUAUUUCGUCUUCAUACAUUGGCCGAAGCCCAAGUGGUUUCAUAAAGGUUCCAACGAAGCUACGAAAUUCCUGCAGAAGAUGUUCGUCGUUGUCGGUAAAGCAAAAACGGAAAAAGUCUAAAGUGUCAUAUCUGUUGAUGAAGAAGCAACGCUUAAGGUUAUUGUUAUUCCAUCUGCCAAAGACUUGUUUAAUGAUACUGUUUAAUUUAAAAAUGGUUGACUUAUAGAGGUGAAUCUUAUUUUUCGAUUUAGAUGAAAUUGAUAAUCUCGAAGAAGCAAUUGCAUAGGUUGUUGAUUGAUAUCGGUCUUUAUAUAAGGGAAUAAUUUAGUUCAUAUUUUGAAGCAGCAGUAUGUUUUUUAGUUACAUCAAAUUAUCUAACACCAUUUUCCUCUGAAUUGUAAUAACUACAUGCCAUAUUUAUUGGAAAAACAUGAUGGUAGAGGGAAGCGAAUCCUCAAGUCCAUAUCUUGUAAAAGUUGUGUACCAACAUUUAUAACACGAGUGAUUCUGAACCCAAAAUUCUUACUUUGGGUGUUUACGAAGUACAUGGCCACAUGCUAGGAUUAUUGUUGUCCCAUCUGCCAAAGACUUGUUUAAUUUAAUAAUAGUUGACUUAUGGAGACGAGUCUUAUUUUUUUUUUCAUUUAGAUGAAAAUGAUAAUCUCAAGUAGGCAAUUGCGUAGGUUAUUGAUCGAUACCGUGUCUUCAAAGUAGAGUCAUUUAUUUUCACGGCUUGUAGGACUCGUCAAAAGAAGUUUAUAUUCCAAAUAUCACCUAUAUCAAAGUUGCACAAUGAGAGAGUUAGUUUGCAUUAUUAAAAAUUAUUUAAAAGGAACAAAUAUCAAGUUAAAUGGAUACCGUUUUUACAAAAACUGCUCAAAAUUGUCCUUAUUUGUUCCAUUAACGCAAAAUCUUGCUCGGGAAUCCACGACUCUUUACGAGCUUCGAAAAUAAAAUACAUGACUGAACUUUGAAAACACCCUGUAUAGCUGACGAUUUAAUAUGGUUAUAAUAUAGGUACUGUUUGAUAUAAAUAUUCCGACAUAUCAAAAUGGUGUAUCAGUUUGAUGUUUGAAGGGUAGCGCAACAUUGCAUUUGAAAAAGAAGUAUACUUUAAUAAUAGUUCAACGGGUCUGUGCACUAGACAGCAUCAGAUUUUGAUAAUCAAGUAUGUCGACUUGGUUUAUGUCUCAACUGUUUUUUUUUAUAUGUAGUCCGUUAUCGAGACGAGAACGGGGGCCAAUAUAGACACUAAAUUUUCUCUACUAUAACUAACAUAAAAAUGCUGCUGCUUCUCAUAAUAUAACCUCAUAUAUAUUGUAAAUCAGUGUUCAACUACUUGAUCAAAAUUUAUCAUAAUCUGCGUUCCGAUUGAAAGUAAAGUAUUGCGUCUUGAUUUCUCAAAAUCAAUUCAUCCCUUGUAUAAACUUGACAAUACUCUAACUUGUACAGUAUUAGAUAUUCCUUUCUACUUUUGACAUAUUUUUGUAUUUAUUUAUUCUAUUACGUUUUAUAUGGUCUUUUUAGAAUAUUGUUGCCUACAUCGACAAUAAUUUUAUUGUAUGAUGUCAAUGGUUUUCAAAGAUUUGACGACUCUACAAUGUACAAACAAAUGCACUAACGUAUAUGUAUUAUAUUGUCAUAUUUUUGAAAAUGGUUUCUUCCAGGGGAAAUAUAUGUAUAUUUGAUGAGCUAGUCCUUUAUU
This is a messenger RNA of Acanthoscelides obtectus, 3086 nucleotides long. The record is from the annotation of a GenBank genome assembly. NCBI's taxonomy places the organism in Eukaryota, Metazoa, Arthropoda, Insecta, Coleoptera, Chrysomelidae.